Messenger RNA from Salvia hispanica, 884 nucleotides. Its product is annotated as transcription factor PHYTOCHROME INTERACTING FACTOR-LIKE 15-like. Gene Ontology annotation, molecular function: protein dimerization activity. The record is from RefSeq and is a predicted model, not a curated record. Lineage: Eukaryota; Viridiplantae; Streptophyta; Magnoliopsida; Lamiales; Lamiaceae. Gene Ontology annotation, cellular component: nucleus.
AUUAAUAUAUAUUUACCUUUCCAUAUAUAUGGCUCAAACUAUUAAACGUAAACGGCUGAGCAAGAUAAUCAAGCAAAAUAUAUCUCUCAAAGAUUCCGUGGAUCUAUAUAUCGUAGUAUGAAUAUCCCAAGCAUGCAUGCUUCAAGAAACAAUGAAACCGGAGAAGGAGAGAAACCUGAAACAAGCAAACAUUCAAAAGGAAAAAGUUCAAUGCAACGAAGAAGGGUGAUCUGUCGACGGUUGCUAAGGGACAAAAUUAAUAGAAAAUUGAAAACUCUCCAGGAAUUAAUUCCCAAUUGCAGUAAGAGAGGCCAAGCAUCUAUCUUGGAUGAUGCCGUCAAGUACAUAAACAACCUUCAAACUCAACUUCAAAUGAUGUCAAUGACCGCAAUUUGGCCCACAUAUGGGUGGGCCAUGAACCCCCAACAACUGCAAUUAGGGAUGCAGGUUUCUAGUCUUGCACCCUUUUUACAAGAUAUUGGUGGAAUAAAAUAUGAGCUUGGAGCGAGAAUGCGUUCAGAUGUGUACUUCUCCUCACAUUUUCCAGAGGGACAUUCUUCUUUCUUGCCACCACAACCACCUCUUUCUUAUAAUCAGAUAUUGCAGCAGUCUCUAGCAAUGGGAGGAGGAUCAAUAACUAGGGUGAUGCCAACUCAGAUUGUUCCAUCUCCUUGUGAUCAUGCUGUUAUUCAAGAUUCCAGAAACUCUGAAUCUAGUGAAUGUGUAUGGAUGCAGGUAUAGCAGUUCGGGGACGGAAUGAAAUGUCGUUUUCUUGCAUUAUCUGGAGGGAGGGAAGUUAGUGAUAAUCAUCGUUGUAGCUGAUAUUGUUUUAUGUACGCAGUUUUAAUGUUAAAUUAACUUCUCAUUUUCCCUGUUUUGGGGUU